Cottoperca gobio is the source of this 4120-nucleotide messenger RNA. RefSeq names its product coiled-coil domain containing 73 (gene ccdc73). NCBI's taxonomy places the organism in Eukaryota, Metazoa, Chordata, Actinopteri, Perciformes, Bovichtidae. Bases 340 to 3825 code for a protein of 1161 amino acids. The record is from RefSeq and is a predicted model, not a curated record. The transcript has 21 exons.
AGAGCACUAUUUUCAUGAAAACGCCACUUAUAUUUUGCAUGAUAAUCUUAAUCAUAAUCAUAAUCAUUUGUGCAAUGUUCCCUCUUUAGAGACAUGGCACACUAUUAACAUAUGGAGAUCUUUUGAGUGUUAUGACUAUUUUUACCACUUAAUUUGUGUUUUUGAACAAUUUUCACACUAUCGUAUUUAUAGUUUAUUCAGAUCGCAUGCCACCAUUUCGUUUGCCCGCAGGCACGAGGGCGCUGUUGGGAACCUAUUCGUCAGGCCUUCCCCAUCUCCGCUGGCUGGGCUUAACUACCAAAGCAGAGGCCGAGUGGGACCUUGGCCUGAAACAACUCUAUGGAUCUCAGUACUGACUCCGGGACACUGCCCGCCCACACCACUGUAAGAGGACCUGUGUUGGAGCUGUCUCUGUCUAACGCUCGCUGUCAAACAGAAAGUGGAGGCACCAUCUUAUUACAGUUGUUGGAAUUUAAAACCCAUCUUCUUGACGCUGUGGAGGAGCUGCAUAUUCGGAGGGAUGCAGAGACACGCUUUGAGGAUCAGAUCAGUAAUCUGGUGUUGGACAAACAAGAGCUGGAAUGGGAGAAGGAAUCCCGACAACGUCAAAUUGAAACGGUGGCAAACCAGCACACAGAGUCACUCCUCAAUGUUAAGAAGCAGCUUCAGGCUAAAAUAAGAAACACUGAGGAGGAGAAGGGGAAAUACCAGGUCAGUGCUGAGUUAAAAGACAAGGAGAUUAACAACCUGAAAGAAGAGCUGAAGUCGCUACAGUUACUGAAGUACAACUUGGAAAAGAAAUCAAGUGAGCUGGAACAGAAAUUAGCCUUGCAGAACCGCUCAAAGGACAGCCACUUGAACCAGUUGGGGGAGGUUGAGAAACGUUUCAGUGCUCUGUCCUGGCAGUGUGCCGUGGUCAAGCAGGCUCACGAGAAACUAGAGCAAAAUGUUGAUGAGGCCAUGAAAAUAAAUAAGAGACUGACUACUGCAAAUGAAAAACUAGAAGCAACCAUUGUGUCACUAAAGAAGGAGGUGGAGGAGCUCAGUAACAAGCUGAUCAAGGCCAAGAUGUCAUCAGUUAGACAUGACAAGGCCCAUAGUCCUACAGGCAGAGAGCAGCAUGUUCAGCAGCUGCACCAGAAACUCAACAUGGAAACUGCAAUGAACAAGAAACUAAGGGAGGAAAAUGAAGCUGUAAGAUCAGAAAAGCAGGAAGUGAUGAGGUCUCUGCAGCAUACACAGCAGCUGUUGUUGUGUCAGACACAGACAGUCAGCAGAGUAGACCUGGAGAUGCAGACACAGAGAGAGCAGUACCAGGCCCUUAAGCAGGAACACGGGGUGAUGCGAGAGAAAAGCAAGGCAAUGGAAGACAAGGUGGCCCAACUGAUGGAGAGCUACACAGCUUCCAAGAACAGCUGGGACAAAGAGAAGUCAAUGUUUCUGGAUUGCAUCAAGAGUGAGCAGCAGGACCUUCAAGCUAUGAAAGAGGCUCACGACGAGCUUCAUCAGAAAAACACUAAAAUGUCCUCACAGGCCAAAGUGCAGGCACAGCAUAUACAUGAAUUGGAGAUGAGAGACAGUAGUCAGAGCCGCAGUGUUUCCACAGAGGUCUUCCCCACUUUAGUGGAGGUAAUCAGAGGAGAGGAAACUCUUAAUGAACCCAUCUGCAGCGCUGAACUGCCUAGCUUUGGCAGUGUGCAGCACUUGGCCUCCGCUCAGACCAAGAACCCAGACUGUCUGGAGGACACAGGAGCUGUGACUAAGCUGGUUUCCACUGGAACAACUGGAGUAUUGACUGUAUCAAGCCGUGGACACAGGUCUAUUGAUGGAUCUCUGGACUUACUGAGCAAAGAAAAGAGUGAUGAAGGGAAUGGAAGACGGAGUGAGACAGAGCAGGGAUGGAAAGAUGAUGUGAAACAAGUCAAAAACAGAGAAGAGGGGAAAAGAAAUAAGGAAGGACAGUGGAGUAGAGAAGAAGUCAAAGGAGAAGAUGUGAAGGAAGGAGGAGGUGCUGGAGGAAAGAGAGGAACGCUCAUGGCCCAAACAACAGAUAGAGCAGACGGACGAGAGGAUAGCCAGGGGUCAACAGAGGAUGCAGGGGACCCCAAACAGCCUGAAACAGAAACAAAAGAUAGAGUUGAGGGAGAAGGGACACGGGGAGCGGAGGAGAGAGGAAAGACAGGGCUACACACAGCAGAAACCAAGAUACCGGCCCAGACGACUACUGAUACGACUAUCGAGAAGAGCGACACACAGCAGGUCAUUGACUUCAUGGACACUGAGCCACCACUGGCUGCCUGUGAGCCCUCAGACCGCUCGCAAAGUCUCUCUCAGAAAGUCAGUGAGAAGGAUGCUUACUGCAGCCAUGUGAACAAAGGAUAUGAGAGUAGGAGAGAAGUACAUUCUCUCUGUUAUGAUGAGCACCAAAGUGUCAACCAUGAGCCAAACUCUGUCAUUAAAGAGGUGCAACGCCUCUGUCACGAUGAAGUCCAAACCUUUGCUGAGACACUUAUUCAUUCUGAGAAAACCACCGAAGAGAAACCAUCCGAGAUAUCAGCAGCCAAUAUACUGACUGAACUUUCUGGACCUCUGAAUCAGUCAAGAUUUUGUGGCCCACAGACCAAUGCUGCAUCAUUAGCUGCUCGGUUGGAUGGCACUGUAUGGGAUGUCAGUAUCCAAGAGACGACUGCAACACAAACACAACCUAGUAACCCCUCUGACAAUCCCAGCGACAUGAAUCAAACCGAUGAAAUGUGUCCUGCACAUGUGAAUGAAGACUGUGUUUUAGUGAGAACAACGGUUGAACCACAAGCAUUACCUCAAAUCAAGGAAACCUCAGAGCAGAGUGUACAGCUGAAGUCUCUGGUAUCUGAUGGUUGUAGUGCAGGUAAGAAGAGGGAAGGCCAGUCAAAUGUCAACACACGUGAAAACAAUGCCUGUGAGACUGCCCAGGAACAUAUGGAAAAAUCCAAUUUGAAAGACUCCUGUGCUGAUAACGCAAUGGAUACUGUUGACCUUGAAUCUCAGGUUGAGACUGGCAGCUGCCAGGAACACGUGAAAAAUGACAAAAUUAAAGAUACAGAAGAUGCAAAGACGACUAAAAGUGAAACUGAUUUGAAGCUGUCUGUCCAUCCACGUCAUCAGGGUAAUGCAUUACCAGAGACUGGCAGCAUAACAUGCUGUGAACUGUCUCCAGCUAAAGAAAUGCUGCUUGAUGAGACGAACGAGUCUUUGCCCAGCAAAAACACUUACAGGUCGUCAUUUGACUGGGCCAGUGCUCAGAGAAAGAAGUCAGAUGUCUCCAUCCUACAUCAGUUUGUUCAGGGAUCGUCUAUGUUUCAGCAAAAUACAAGUGGUCCCGGUGGACUCCUCAGACAUCCUCCCAGCACAAUACCCACGUUUCUCAAAAGCAAGCACAACAAAGUCCCCUUGGUGAUUACCAGGGCGUCGGAUCUGUUGAAUGCCUCCAGUGUCUCUGGGACGGCAGCUUCCACAAGCGGACACCAGCAGGGAGAGCGGAAGGAUCUGGCAGAGAACUGCAAAGACACAGCAUCAGCAGACAUGGAGAGCCGAGCUUCUCUGUCCAUCACUCCUUUUCCUGUGUCCACAUCCAUCACAGUCAGCAGACUGUCAUGGCAAACCACCCCAGGGUGCAGAGCUCCCACCUCAGCUGCAGGUCCCAGUUCAGAGUCAGACGGGGAACCCUCUUGCUCCCAGGAGAGGGAAGACCAACAGUCGUCAUUUAGAACCCAGAUCUCUAAAAUCGAACAGUUCCUCAACACAGAGAGGCUCCGUCUUCACAAAAGACGAAGGACUGAUAACUAAACCACCAAAACAAAUAGUUCUGUUGAGGGAUGCGAAUGUAUCUAGUUACAUUACAAACGUUUUUUUAUUUGGUAAAGUGGUAAGAGCCUUGGCUGUGAAACAAUGUGCAACAGUGUCUAGUUUUUGGCUUUAAUCAUUGCCUGUUCACAUUACUGUUAUGAAAGAGAGGAGUUUUUCCACUGGAUGUUUAUAUAUUUAUGUUGGUACAUUUUAUUUUAACAUACAUUUGUGUGUGCAUAAAGCAGUGUUAAUGUAUGCAUUUUCAUAUAUACAAGAAUAAAACAUUUGCCUUACA